Molecule: messenger RNA, 2799 nt
Organism: Diatraea saccharalis (sugarcane borer)
Lineage: Eukaryota; Metazoa; Arthropoda; Insecta; Lepidoptera; Crambidae
Source: the annotation of a GenBank genome assembly
UUUUAAUGUUUUUUUUUCUGUUUCCUAGCAAAUGUGUUAAAAAACGUCGUACGAUAUACGUGCGUAUUGGUUAUAACGCACUGAUAUCGUAAUGUACUAUUAUAUAACUAUAUGUUAUUGACGAUCAUAACAUUUGAUAUAACUCAUUUGUUCCAGGUGAAAACCAUGCAGUUAUAUGACUCAUCGAACGACAGUUACAACGACGUGCUGCAAGAGAGCCGCCGAGGCGAGCCUCGCGGGGAACAUCACAAGUAUCGUCACAAUAAAAUGGUUCACUCGCAAAUAUCCCGCCUGUCGCGCGCCCAAGAUCAGCUAGACGAGUUCCAACAGAAUCUGCAGACCCAAAUACUCGAUGUACAACGGCGUAUGGAUCGCUAUGAAGAGCCGAAUUGGAACCUCAUCUCGGCUAAAGUAGACUUUUUGGAAUUGGAAAACAAAGUUAUCAGAAUCGAAUUGAAAAACACCACACAAAAAGUCUCCGAUUUUGAUAAGAUUCAUGCAUCAAUGUUGGAGCUAAGGGAAGAUGUGGAGAGUAUCGAAAAUAAAGCCGACAAGACCAUUCCUGAGUUUCGAAAAGAGAUUUCAAAGUUGGAUGUGAAUUUUGCUCAAUUGAAUGCUCAAUCCUCAUACCUGAGAGAAGACCAGGAAAACCUCCGUCAGUCUGUGAAGGCGAUCGCCGUCAGUGUCAGCAACAGUAUCGACCGUGCCGAAAUGGACCGACUCGAAAUGAAAAAGAUCAAUGAUUCUAUGGCUGAGUUGGAAGCCCGCUCCAAGCAACAUUUUUAUAGGCUCAAUGAUCAUAUUCUAAAGAGCGAGGCAGUCAACGACGAUUUCAACCAAACUGAGAUAAUCCCGUUGCCGGAACUGAUGGGUGAGGUUAAGGAGUUACAACCGGUGCAGCGAGAAUACGAGGACCUAGUUCGUCAACUGCCACGUGACUGUUCUGCCGUCGCUGGCCCCCCGGGAACCUACCUCAUCCACCCUGGACACACCCCUCUCGAUACCUGGUGCGUCAACGGUAGCACUCUCCUCCAGCGUCGCUACAACGGCUCCGUUGAAUUCAACAGGAAGUUCUCCGAAUACGUCCAUGGCUUCGGUGAUGCCGCCUCCGAAUACUGGCUAGGCCUCGAAUCAAUGCACCAACUGACAUCUGACAACUGCUCGUCCAUGCGAAUCGACAUGACCGAUAUCUACGGCGGCAACUGGUAUGCUCAAUACGACCGUUUCUCCGUCGGUAGCGCCGACACCGGCUAUGUUCUGGACGUGAGCGGGUUCAAAGGUAACGCCAGUGACGCAUUUGAAUACCAAAACCACAUGGAGUUCUCCGCCAUUGACCGGGACCGCGAUAUUUCUAACACUCACUGUGCCGCCAACUACGAAGGAGGAUGGUGGUUCUCUCACUGCCAACACGUGAACAUCAACGGAAAGUACACGUUGGGUCUCACCUGGUUCGACUCUGCCAGGAACGAAUGGAUUGCAGUCGCCACCAGCGAAAUGCGCAUGUAUCGCCGUCCCGGCUGCCCUUAAACUUUCUGCCUAUAAUAUUUAAUCGAGCUUAACGAUUGUAGCCCUUGUUGUGGAAAUAUUAUGUCUGAAUCAUACCAAAGAUAAAUAAGUAGGUUUCAUCCUUUUUCUGAUAUACGUAAUAUUAGAAAUAUGCAUGGUAGGAAGUUCCGUUUCUGUUGUUUAAUCUUACAAUAAUAAAUUACAUACCUAUUAGAGUUUCAUCAACACAAAAAUGAACAAAAUACAAAAAAAAAAACUUACGUAAUAUAAUAUCGGUGUCCAUUUAAUCAAUAGAUCGAUCGAUACAUAUAAUUGUUAAAAUUUAAGGUUUGUAAAAUAUUCCUUGGAGCACCACCUAUUUAUUUCUAUAAAAUGAUUUAAUUUUUUUAACGACCUGGUUGCUGAGUCUGAAAUUUUUAUUGCUCAUUAGAUAAACUUUCUAAAAUUAACAAGGUUAUAUUUUGUCCCAAGUAUGUUACUAAAAUGCUUAAUGCUUACUCAUUUUCAUUACAUAAGUAUGUCUUUGUCAUUCCAUUUCGAAAAUAACCCUUUAUAUUCAACAUCUUUUUAUGUUUAAAUAUUUGUAAGUUUAUAAUAAUUAAAUUAAGAAAAUAAAUGUUUUAUUAUAGAUAAGUAGGUAGAUGUAGGUAAUUGUGAUGCAUAUAAUGCUAAAAUGUAUUUAAAUGUUUGUUCUUAGAAUAGUUCUCUAUGAAGUAGAACCUCAUAAUUACAUUCCUUCGAUAUAUAAUGGUUAAAAAAUAUAUUAAUGAUGUAUUUAUCUAUUUCUAUAAAAUUGGAAUCUUGCUUGAAUGAUUUUAUGUACUCAUAUUAAAAAAGAAUUUAAUCAAUAUACCGUUACAUAACAAUAGUGGUUCCUAAAUUAUUUAUUUUUCUCUUCUUAUAAGCUCUUCUUAUAGAAUACAAAACUAGCAAAAAAUACAGUCUUUAUUGGAUAGUAGUACAUUCAAGAAAGCUAUAAACCUUAAUGUUAUAGUGCAAAAUUUUCCAUAAUAUAAGAAAAAUCUCAGUGUUUCUGUAAAUAUUCUUAAUUUUAAUUUACUAAUUGUUAUUAAUUAGUCAACCAUUAGUUGAAAAAAUAUUAAUAAGUUCUAGUUAAGUGUAAUAUUAUACUGGAGUACAUAAUUUAAUCAAAAUUUUUAUUAAAUAUCGAACUCAGUAUAUGAUGGAAAAUAUUGAAAUUUGUAAUAAAAAAAAGCUUUUUUUAAAAUUUCACAUUAGUGAUAUUAUUUAGAACUGAAUGUGUGUUAUGUAACCUAGCUAUAAAUCAAUAUA